Messenger RNA from Vitis riparia (riverbank grape), 2106 nucleotides. RefSeq names its product dentin sialophosphoprotein. The transcript is spliced from 2 exons. The record is from RefSeq and is a predicted model, not a curated record. Lineage: Eukaryota; Viridiplantae; Streptophyta; Magnoliopsida; Vitales; Vitaceae. The coding region runs from base 255 to 1790 and encodes 511 amino acids.
UAGGCAGACAGGGGAGGAACCAAGUGUCUGAGAUCGGACGGAUCUUGUUAAUAUAGAGCCUUGUAAGUUCCUCCAACCUCCCUUGUAUUUGGAUCCGAAGAAGCCUGUCCACACCUACCCAUUAACCCACUCAAAUCUCAUGUCUCCCACCCAACAACGCCCCUUUUUUCAUCAUAAUCAUUCAUUUUCUCACUCUUGCUGACUUUCCUUGCUUUUUCAGGAAUAUAAGUGUGGGAUUGGAAGGAAUUUGCAUCAUGUUUAAGUCGCCUAGCAGAAACCAGAGAUCCAAAGGUUUCAAGGUAAAGCAUAUUCUGCAGAUUUGCCUGUUACUUGCUGUUUGCUUCUGGUUGAUCUACCAAGUGAAGCACUCCCAUGAUAAGAAGAAAGAGUUUGAUGCAAAUGAUGCAAAAAUCUCAUCAAACACGCAAGGUGGCAAUGAACUUCUGAAAUUUGGAAGGAAGGAUCUCCAUCCUCGGGUGGAUGGAGAAGCAAAGAAUGAAAAACAUGGGGAAGAAGAAACUGAAGAAGAGGAUGAAGCUGGAGGAGUAGAGGAAGAAGAAAGCAAGCAUGAUGAAGAGCAAGAAGAAGAAGAAAGCAAGCAUGAUGAAGAGCAAGAAGAAGAAGAAAGCAAGGUUGAUGAGAGAGAAGAUGAAGGAAGAGGGGGUGGAGAUGAUGAGAUAGAUGAAAAUGAUCAAGAGAGAGCUGAAGGAGAAUCUGAUCAUGAUGAAGAGGUAUUAGAUGAGGAAAAAGAGAGAGAAGAGGAGGGCGAUGAGAAGGAAAGUGGGGAGAAAGAGAGUGAAGAGAAAGAUGACCUAUCUGAGAAUGAGAAGGAAAUGGAUGAUCAGGAUCAUGAUGGUGGUAGCAGGAAUGCUCAUGAGGCACGAGAAGAACAUUACAAAGCCGAUGAUGCAUCUAGUGCUGUGGCCCAUGAUACUCAAACUAAUGGUGGUGAAGCUGAUAAAAUGGAAGACUUUGAUGAGAACACUCUAGAGCAGGAGACCAAACCCAACAACAAUGAGCUCAGUAGCGAGCACAAGAAUUCAAAGGCAGAAGAAGUUGAAUUGGCUGAAAAUGAAGCUUCUUCAAAUGUGACAGACAGCCAAGGAAAGGGUACUGAGAUUAAUUCACCCAAAUCUGAGAAUAGCUCACUUCAAAAUCCCCCAAUAACAACAGAAUCCAAUGAUCAACCAGAGAUCAGCAAUAAAAACUCAUCAGAGGUUAGCAAUAAAGACUCAUCAGAGGUCAGCAAUAACGACUCAUCAGAACUGAGUACCAAAUCUUCUGAUUCAGAUCCAAAGAAUGGAAUUGAAACUGUCUUAGAUCCUAUUCAAGCUCAAAAUGCAACAGGGGAGGGCAUAAAUACUGAACAAGGCGCCGACACGCAACAUGUUGUACUGAAACAGACUAUCGACUCUACCAUAGUGACAGGUAAGAAUCAAUCUGGUUCUGAACCUGAGAAUGCUGGAGCAACCACAGGAGAAUCUUCAAAUUCCAUAAGCUCCAAUGCAACUUCUGAAGCAGAACACAACCCUGAGUUGUUGAUACCAAAAGAGAAUACUGAUGCCAUUCAGAAUGAGAAGCCUGACACCAGCAAUGGAUCAGGGGAGACAGAUGAAAGCUCAGCAUCCUCCUCCACAAAUGGGAGUGGAGACUCAAUUCAACAGGACCCAAUUGAUGUUUCUGAUUCUUCCAUCCCUCAAGAAGAAAAGGAGUCUCCACCCACGGAUUUGGAUAAGACGUUUGAUAUUAGAACAGACGCAAGUGACAAGGAAGGUGCUGCAACAGAAUGAUGGUUCUAAUUAGACGGUUGUUGGAUUCUUAAUGAAUGCUCCUAAGUUGUAAUUUUUGUUUUGUCCCACAGUUUGAUCCACAAGCUUGUAAUGUCACAAGUGUCUCUGGUAGACUGAAAUAUCAAUCAAUCUCUAAAGAACAGAGUCUCUACUUUGCAGGCGAAAUGUAGGCAUCAAAAAGGUUUUAGUAUGUACAAUCCACUCCAACUUCCUCCCAUGACAUCUUCCAUCUUUUUUAGGCGCCAUGGUUGGUUUAUUUAUGAGGAAAAACAGAUUUGAAGUGGUUAUGGUAUUAAUGCUACUGAACAUUUUGUCA